AUGCCGGGCCGGGCGGAGCCGUCGGGGGGACGCGCGGCGGCGGGGCCGGUGCCGGUGGCGGUGGCGGUGGCGGUGCCGGUGGCGCCCGGGGCGGCGGCGCGGCCGGGCGGCGCGGGGCUGCGGGCCAAGGGCUUCGCCAUCACCGACCUGCUGGGGCUGGAGGCCGAGCUGCGGCCGCCCCCCGCCGCCGCCGGGGGCUACGAGGGCGGGGGGGCGCUGGGGCUGCUGUGCGGCCUGGGGGGGGCGGGCGCCCCGUGCCUGCUGCCCGCCCCGCUGCCGCUGCUGCCCGCCCGCGGCCCCCGCCCGCCCCCCGGGCCGCCGCCGCCCGCCGCCCGCCGCCACAGGGAGAGCCUCUCCGACGAGGACGGCCUCUCCGGGGACGCCGCCGCCCCGCCCCAGAGGAAGAAGCGCCGGCACAGGACGGUCUUCACAGCCCACCAGCUGGAGGAGCUGGAGAAGGCUUUCACCGAAGCCCACUACCCCGACGUCUACGCCCGGGAGAUGCUGGCCGUGAAGACGGAGCUGCCGGAGGACAGGAUACAGGUUUGGUUUCAGAACCGAAGAGCCAAGUGGCGGAAGCGGGAGAAGUGCUGGGGCCGGAGCAGCGUGAUGGCCGAGUACGGCCUCUACGGGGCCAUGGUGAGGCACUCCAUCCCUCUGCCGGAGUCCAUCAUCAACUCUGCCAAGAGCGGGCUGGUGGGAUCCUGCGCCCCGUGGCUGCUGGGCAUGCACAAAAAGUCCAUGGAGGUGAGCAGGAAGGCGGAGAGCCAAGAGAAGCUGGCAGAUGGCUGGCGAGCGGAGCAGGAGGAGGAGGAGCUCAAAGGGAAGCAGGCCAGUUCCCAGAGGGGCUCCGACAAGCUCGGCCCUGCAAAAGAUUCGGAGGACAGAGCCAUCGACCUCUCCAGGACAGCCAAGCACGAGAAGAGGGGCGUACUGAGGCAGUGCAUCAACGGGGACCCCCCCACGGAGCAGAAGGACAGGGACCACUGA
Messenger RNA from Gavia stellata (red-throated loon), 990 nucleotides. It is a transcript of the gene VSX1, whose product is annotated as visual system homeobox 1. Gene Ontology annotation, molecular function: DNA-binding transcription factor activity, RNA polymerase II-specific; transcription cis-regulatory region binding. Gene Ontology annotation, biological process: regulation of DNA-templated transcription. Lineage: Eukaryota; Metazoa; Chordata; Aves; Gaviiformes; Gaviidae. Gene Ontology annotation, cellular component: nucleus. The record is from RefSeq and is a predicted model, not a curated record. Bases 1 to 990 code for a protein of 329 amino acids. The transcript has 5 exons.